GCCCUCCGUAAGUGUUACGUAAGCUCGUACGCACGCGGAUAUAUAUUCAGAAGGAAACUUCAGUGUGGUUGGUGUUUUUUUUGGUGUUACAGCUGACAGCUUGGAUUGCAGCUUUCAGGAUGGUUGUGCUUUCCAAGGAGUAUGGAUAUGUGGUGCUGACUGGCGUUGCCAGUAUGAUAAUGGUUACCCAUCUGGCCAUUAAAGUAGGCAAAGCCCGGAAGAAGUACCAUGUGCACUAUCCUCAGAUGUACAGCGACGACCCAGAAACUGGGAACAUCUUCAACUGCAUCCAGCGUGCACACCAAAACACCCUGGAGCUCUACCCCACCUUCCUUUUCUGUCUGGCUGUUGGCGGUUUUCAUUCCCCUCGUCUAGUCAGUGGACUUGGAGUUGUGUGGAUUAUCAGCAGAGAGGUUUAUGCGCAUGGCUACUCUACAGGAGAUCCUAAAAAAAGAAUGAGGGGAGCUUUUGGAAAUCUGGCCUUACUUGGGAUGAUGUUGACCACAGUCAACUUUGGGCGCCAUCUGCUGGGCUGGAGGGGCCCCCCGCGGAUAAGGCAUUUCCAUGCUGGUCCUGCACCCGGUCUCUAAGGGAAAAUUUCAGCCUGGACUCACUCGGCCACUAUAGUCAACCACUAUACAAAGUGUAAACCAUAGACUUGCAGUGUGUUCUAAUCUAUAACCGGCUAAGCCGGGUGUGCUAAGUGAUCUGACUGGUUCUUCAGAAACUCAUUUAGAAUUACUGCAUGUGGGGCAUUCAGAUUGGCACUCUAUAACAUGCAGGAGCUGUCAGUUUGUCUUCAUAUCAUUUUUAGCAGCACCCUGAUUUAGAAACAAAGCUCAUUAUAUCACUUGAAUUUCUAAAAUAAUAAAAAUCACCUCCCCAGGGGAAAUUAACCUUCCAUGUUUGGAGUUAAUGAUGAAGAAAUGCCUUAUGUUUAUGCAGUUGUGCAGCUGAAAAAGAACUUUAUACACUGAGUAACUGAAAAUGGUUUGUCAUGUACUGGUUUUAUAAUUAAAAACCUCCAAUCACCA
Archocentrus centrarchus (flier cichlid) is the source of this 1034-nucleotide messenger RNA. It is a transcript of the gene mgst3a, whose product is annotated as microsomal glutathione S-transferase 3a. The transcript has 6 exons. Gene Ontology annotation, cellular component: endoplasmic reticulum; membrane; nuclear envelope. The record is from RefSeq and is a predicted model, not a curated record. Bases 120 to 590 code for a protein of 156 amino acids. NCBI's taxonomy places the organism in Eukaryota, Metazoa, Chordata, Actinopteri, Cichliformes, Cichlidae. Gene Ontology annotation, molecular function: glutathione transferase activity; glutathione peroxidase activity.